Aspergillus pseudotamarii is the source of this 1299-nucleotide messenger RNA. Its product is annotated as male sterility protein-domain-containing protein. Gene Ontology annotation, cellular component: peroxisome. The transcript is spliced from 2 exons. Gene Ontology annotation, molecular function: alcohol-forming very long-chain fatty acyl-CoA reductase (NADP+) activity. NCBI's taxonomy places the organism in Eukaryota, Fungi, Ascomycota, Eurotiomycetes, Eurotiales, Aspergillaceae. The record is from RefSeq and is a predicted model, not a curated record. The coding region runs from base 1 to 1299 and encodes 432 amino acids. Gene Ontology annotation, biological process: long-chain fatty-acyl-CoA metabolic process.
AUGUGGGAGUACUACUCAGGAAAGAUUUUGUUCAUCACAGGUGCCUCGGGCUUUCUGGGAACGGCCCUGCUCUACCGCAUCAUCUCGCAAGCGCCUGUGGCUCAUAUAUAUUUGCUCUGCAGGGGUGGUUUGCCGCGUCUUAAAGAAGUAUGGCGUCAAUACCUACCCUCCAAGUAUAUCGAGUGCCUCUGUGAUACCGAGUUCGUCACUGUUAUCAAAGGCGAUUGCCUCGAACCUAACCUUGGUAUCGACGAGGAUCAUCUUCAAGCUUUACAAGAACGCGUCAACAUCGUCAUUCAUACAGCUUCACCAAUUAACCUCAUGAGUUCUCUGGAGAAAUUAGCAAAACCAGUCAUUCACGGGAGCGAGAAUGUCGCCCACUUUGCCUUACGCUGCCAUCAGCUCGAUCGCUUCGUAUACGUUUCAACGGCAUAUGUAAACGCCUUCCUUUACCAGGAAUCGGAUGAUAAUGACCCCGACGUGGAGGAGACAAUUUACCCUCUGGGUCGCGGAUGGAUAUCAAACGUAUGGGACGAGUGGAAGCAAGUACAGCGAGAAGGCGACUCGCUGGAAUACAACGCGCACAAUUUCCCCUGGCCCUACGGCUACGCCAAACAUCUGACCGAGCGACUUGUUCUCAACAAAUUCAGCGCCGCCGGUAAAGCAGAGAAGCUUCUCAUUCUCCGGCCGUCGGUGAUAGCGCCCGCCCAAACCUUCCCAUACCAGGGGUUCAGCGUACCGAAAUCAACCCCAACGACGGUGUUCGCGGCGGGUUUUAUUCUCACUCCGGUCUUAGUCGCCCGUGUGGCAAGUCGGGCUACCGACCCGGACACAGAAUCAACGAUCGACGAGGUCCCCGUUGAUGUCGUGGUGGAUAGACUGCUGGUUCACCUUGCGAAGGGAACAACGGGACCUGUUCAUGCAGUGGCUGGCACAAGAGCGCGAUACAUAUUCCAAGAUUUCUGGGCGCAGGCGAUGGCACUGCGGAGGUUUCCUUGGCCUCUAUGGAAGAAGUGGUUGGAUGUGGAUUGGCGGUCAAGGUUGCUGCACCCGAUUGCUCGCGUGUAUGUCAUAUAUGCGGCUUCGUAUAGAUUCUCCGAAGCGAAGACAGUUUCACUGAGGAAGAGCUUGAGUGAGAAGGAAAGUUCGGAACUGCAGUUGUUCACAUCAGGGUCCAGGAAGGGAGUGGACCUUGCAGCGAGGGAAAACCAGAUCCGGCUCGUUGCGGAGCAGUUCGCCGCGAAGGGGUUUCUUAGUCGGAUCUUGUUUAGGUUGUUUUAUGCAUCGGGUUUCUUCUAA